AUGCCUGCGGCAGUACCACCCGCAGAAAAUGGAGCGCCGCGCAGCGAGCUCGAACAAAUCCAAUUACGUGCCGGACAGGUGACCGAUGAGUCCCUGGAGUCUACUCGACGUAUGAUGCAGCUAUGUGAAGAGAGCAAGGAGGCCGGCAUUCGUACUCUGGUCGCUCUAGACGACCAGGGAGAACAAUUGGACAGGAUCGAGGAAGGAAUGGACCAGAUAAACGCUGACAUGCGCGAGGCCGAGAAAAAUCUUUCAGGAAUGGAAAAAUGUUGCGGCAUCUGCGCUCUUCCCUGCAACAAGGGUGCAUCCUUCAAAGAAGACGAUGGCACAUGGAAAGGCAACGAUGACGGCAAAGUGGUAAACAACCAGCCACAACGUGUGAUGGACGAGCGUAACGGGAUCGGCCCACAAGCUGGAUACAUUGGAAGGAUAACGAAUGACGCCCGCGAAGACGAAAUGGAAGAGAACAUGGGUCAAGUGAACACCAUGAUUGGUAAUUUGCGCAACAUGGCCAUCGACAUGGGCUCCGAACUGGAGAACCAGAAUCGCCAGAUCGACCGUAUCAAUCGCAAGGGCGAAUCGAACGAAACAAGGAUAACGCUGGCCAACCAGCGCGCGCACGAGCUCCUCAAUCUUAUUCCCAAACCACGAGACAAACACAAAAACACAAACACAGACAAGUCUGCGACGUACAAUGGUGAGAGUAACGAGACACGUAUAGCGGUUGCAAAUCAGCGAGCGAAUAAACUACUCAAAUCU
Brenthis ino (lesser marbled fritillary) is the source of this 759-nucleotide messenger RNA. Lineage: Eukaryota; Metazoa; Arthropoda; Insecta; Lepidoptera; Nymphalidae. The record is from the annotation of a GenBank genome assembly.